Messenger RNA from Polypterus senegalus (gray bichir), 2440 nucleotides. RefSeq names its product saccharopine dehydrogenase-like oxidoreductase. Gene Ontology annotation, biological process: glycolipid biosynthetic process. The transcript is spliced from 12 exons. The record is from RefSeq and is a predicted model, not a curated record. Gene Ontology annotation, cellular component: mitochondrion; plasma membrane; lipid droplet. NCBI's taxonomy places the organism in Eukaryota, Metazoa, Chordata, Cladistia, Polypteriformes, Polypteridae. Bases 156 to 1439 code for a protein of 427 amino acids.
CUUCUCUAACACAGUGGAAUUGCAUUCUCGCUUGCUUAAGCAGUUCCCUUGCCAGAGCCGCGCUCAUUGGACCGAACCGGCUACGUCAUCAACUGUCCUUUAUUUCAUACGACUCGUCGCGGUGAGAGGAAGCAGUUCUGAGUGAGACCGUCACCAUGACGACAAGCAGGACUUACGACCUGGUCAUUUUCGGGGCUUCUGGCUUUACCGGACAAUUUGUAGUGGAAGAGGUGGCUCGGAGCACAGCUGAAGGACCGAAGGGGAAUCUGAAAUGGGCCAUCGCUGGACGAAGUCGCGAGAAGCUGGAAAAAGUUUUGGAGCAGGCGGCAGAGACGCUGGGUAAACCAGAGUUAAAGACUGAGGUGGAUAUUUUGAUUGCUGAUAUCAGUGAUGCAGAGUCCCUUGCUUCCAUGAGCAGGCAGGCAGCCAUUGUUCUCACAUGUGUAGGACCUUACAGAUUUUUUGGAGAGCCAGUCAUCAAGGCCUGUGUGGAGAAUGGGGCACAUUGCAUCGAUAUAAGUGGUGAGCCACAGUUUCUUGAAAGUAUGCAGCUUCACUACAACAACCUAGCAGCUGAAAAAGGGGUAUAUGUGGUUGGCAGCUGUGGUUUUGACUCCAUUCCAGCUGAUAUGGGUGUUAUUUAUACUAAAGAGCAAUUGAAAGGAACUUUGACGGCAGUUGAAAGCUUCUUGUCUGUUAACAGUGGACCUGAGGGUAGUUGUAUUCAUGAUGGAACUUGGCAGUCUGCUAUUUAUGGUUUUUCUGACCAAGAUAACUUGAGAAACUUAAGAAGAAAAUUUGGAUACAAACCUCUUCCAGUUGUUGGUUCAAAAAUAAAAAGAAGAGGCGCGGUGUUCUACAGUGAAGAAGUUCAAAAAUAUGCUAUUCCUUUCAUGGGAUCAGAUCCUUCUGUGGUUAAAAGGACUCAGCGCUACUUAUAUGAGGAGCUUCAAGAGUCUCCAGUUCAGUAUGGAGCAUUUGCAGCUGUUGGUGGAAUCUGCUCUGUUAUCAAGCUAAUGUUUGCAGGCUUGCUGUUUUGGAUGUUUGUCAAAUUCAGCUUUGGAAGAAAUCUUUUGAUGAAGUACCCAAAAUGGUUCUCUUUUGGUUAUUUCACAAAAGAAGGUCCCACUAGAGAGCAGAUGGAAGGCUCAUCAUUUAGUAUGACAUUUUUUGGUGAAGGAUAUAGUAAAGACAAAGAUCCAAAUCAAGACAAACCCAAUAUGAAAAUAGUUACUCAAGUGAAAGGACCAGAAGCAGGCUACAUUGCUACUCCAAUAGCCAUGGUUCAAGCUGCAAUAACAUUACUGAAUGAGCCACAUUCUAUACCGAAAAAGGGUGGAGUGUAUACUCCUGGAGCAGCCUUCUACAAGACGAGCUUAAUUGAACGCCUGAACAAGCAUGGCGUUCAGUUUUCUGUCAUUACCAAGCCAGAGGUGUAACAAUAUAUGCAGAGUCCGCUUCCCCUCCUUUAUAAGCAACAGUUUAUCUAAUGGUAUGAUAUAAACAGCACUUAAGUACCAAGCUUGUCCAUGUUGUUGUUUUUUUUUUUGUCUUGUCAAUUUUGAAGCUGCCUUUGUUUGUUAAAUAAUUUAAAUCACUCCUAGUACUUGUACACCAAACUGUCUUAUAAUGGUGCAUGUUUUUGAAUUAACUAAGUAAUAAAAUUCUAUGAAAUUUAAUGCAGUUUCAAUAUUACCUGAAGAGAUUUAUUUUGUUGUUUUUAAUUUACUGACAAGGAUAUAAAUGUAACAUUUUACAUAUUUAAAAACAAGGUAAAGACCAAAUGCUAGAUGCCUAAGAUACAGUUACUGAUUUCAUGCCUACAAAAUUAAUUAUUCAUAUUGUGUGUGCUUUUGGUUUUCUUUUCAGUUAAAAAAAAUGUGUAAUUGUUUACAUAGACAGCAGUUUCACAAAAUUUCAUACUAAAGAGUGAUUCUAACUAUGGAUGCCCUUUUUUUUCUUCUUGGUUAAGCUUCUGGAUCUAGUUUUUAUUUUUUUAAUUUAAAAAUUGUGGAUAAAACCUUUACAUUGGUUCUAGAACCUUGUAAAAUUGAUAUUCUGAACAUGAUCAGUAUAUCAAAUAACUUGAUGUAUUGCUGUUCUUAUUGAGUUUUAAAUUGGGGUGAUUGUGGGGGGUUAGGAUAAAUAUUUCUUUAAUAUACUGUACAUGUCUUCUUGAGGAUUAGUAUCUUUAUGGAUUUUUAUGACACAUGGUAACCAAGUUUACAUCUGAUGAGUUUUAAACUGCAUAGAUCUUUUUGCAUGAGACUCAGUUUUGAUAUAUUUACAUCUUAACAAUAUAGAAAUCUUAGUUGUAAUACUCCUGUAAAUAGGUGGUUAAUAGGCUACCUGUUAUAAGAAGCAAAUUUUUAUUUUAGUCAAGUCUAUUGGCACUCUAGUCAAUUUAACUGUAUCUUUUAAAAUAAAUUAUGUAAAGGAG